Messenger RNA from Notothenia coriiceps (black rockcod), 1377 nucleotides. Its product is annotated as solute carrier family 43 member 3-like. NCBI's taxonomy places the organism in Eukaryota, Metazoa, Chordata, Actinopteri, Perciformes, Nototheniidae. The annotation marks the transcript as partial. The transcript has 12 exons. Gene Ontology annotation, biological process: transmembrane transport. The record is from RefSeq and is a predicted model, not a curated record. Gene Ontology annotation, molecular function: transmembrane transporter activity.
AAAAUAGUUUGGCAAGAGCAGAGAGGUUUUUCUUCGGAAAACCUUUUGGGAGACCACAGAGACUGAACUGUGGAGUUACAGGAGCCACCUACUGUAUGUGAGUGUGUGUGAGGCACCAUGCUAGGUUUUGUGAACAGUUUGAUGGUGCGGCGCUACCUCACUUUAGUUACAGGUCUGUUUGAGUGUCUGUGCUUCUCUGGAGCUGUGUUUGGAUGGGCUUCUCUUGUUUUUAUCCUAAAGACGGAGGGCUACUUCAGUUCUCUGUGCGUCAGCACCACAGGAGUCAAUGCAACGCAGAUCUUAGAUUGCAGCGGACAGGAUGAACAGUUCUCUCUUGUUUUCACCAUCGCCUCCUUUCUGUUCAGUUUUCUGAUGCUACCAAAUGGUGUCCUCUUCGACCGGUUUGGUACUACAGUGGCUCGGCUCUUUGGAAUAACUCUUUACACCACGGGUACCUUGAUGAUGGCCUUCUCGACUGCGGCUUUAUCAAACCUGAUGUUCCCAGCUCUCGCCCUCAUGGCGUCGGGUGGCAACAUGUUUCUACUGACCAACUUGCAGUUAGGAAUCUUGUUCGGGUCACAUCGCUCCACUGUCAUCACUCUCUAUAACGGGUCCAUUGGCUCUUCAUCCGCGCUCUUCCUUGUCAUUAAGCUGUUGCAUGAGGCUGGCAUCUUUUUCCUCCCCUCCUUCCUCUUCCUCUCCGCCUGCAGCGUCCUUCACCUGCUCAGGACUUUCUUCCUGCUGCCCCGAGGCAAAAUUCCCCACCCUCUGCCUGAUGGCUACACAUGCGGGAUAACCUGUGGUAAAUCAAAGACUCUGAGCUUGGAGCAGAUAACAGCGGAGGGUAACAAUCAACCGACAACAGAGGAUGUCAAGGACGUCCCUGUGGGUCAAGAGAAGAGUUUACGUGAGUGUUUGAAGUCCAGGCUCUUCUGGUGGCACCUGCUGUGGCUGUCAGUGAUGCUGCUCAGACAUUACCUCUACAUCGGCACCCUCAACCCCAUGCUGCAUCGGCUGACGGAUGGAGAUCCUUCACUUGUGAGCUGGUACACCGAUGCCUUUGCUAUAACACAGCUGUGUGGUGUGUUGUGUGCUCCAUGGAAUGGCCUCAUCUUCGACAGAAACAAGGGCAAACCUAGCACUGAAGGAGAGAGUGAACAGGAAGCAGAUCUGAGGGCCUCAGUACUUUCUCUCUUCCUGACGGCGCUGCAGUGUGUGUUGUUCUCAGUCUGUGCCUGCAUCCCCUCCCUGCCGCUUCAGUACUUCACAUUUGUCCUGGAGGUAAUCAACCGCUCUUUCCUCUUUGGCGGCAACGCAGCUUUCAUCAAUGUGGCUUUCCCGUUGUGCCACUUUACGAAGCUGUAUGGCCUGGUCCUG